UUUUAAUUUUGUCAGGAUCGGUCCCCAAUAUGAUCCCUCUGAACGGAUCCGUUCCUGACCAGGCUCUGAACAGGAGUUGUUAUGGGUCUGAUGGUCACAGCUGGGUCUUACAGUCUGCUGCAGUUCAGAACCGGUCAGGAUGAGAUGUUCCACUGAGGAAACCCUGGAAACAUUUGGAUAUUUUCAGGAACCAUCAUCACCAGUGUUCUAGUUCUGGAGGCCCAUCCUGCCACAAGCUUGGUUCCUCAGACUGUUUUGCUGCACUCUGUCCACAGUUCAGAUGUUUCAGUCUUUGAAUGAUUGGGUCAGAACAUAAGGCUUUCUGACUGAACCAGCCAUUGAUCAUCUGUGUUAAAGAUCAAAACUAAUUAAAUUUUAUUAAUUAGUCUGCUGCCAGCUGGGGGCGCUGCAAUUAGUCAGAAACCAUGAUGGUGGCGAUUCCUGAACGCUCCUCUUCCUGUCUGUCUGCUAAGUUUAACGGUUUAAAAAAGAUAUCCCACUCCGUCACGCUCCUCCAGGUAGAAGGUGACGGCCGUCCCCCUCCUUCCUACUCCUUACAGCCAAAGCUCCGUCAGAUACAGUCAGCAGCCAGACCCCAUCCUUAUGGAAGCUCAGCCUCUCUUUCCUUCAGGUACUUCACCAAUUAGAGCGCCACCUACUGGACAGUGCUGCAGUUUUUAGUUGGACCUCUCAUCAGUAAAUGUGCUCAAUCCUCUGAAGAACAAUGGACCUCUACUUCGAGCUUUCACUCUAACUGUGGGCUAGAAGAGAAUUUUGGAGACCUUUCAAACUUGUUGAAGUUCUCAGAUGUUCUUCUCAUGAUGAAUUAGGUUGACUAUUAAUGUGGAACAUUCUGAAUGUGAACCGGUCUCUUUAUCUUGUGCAGUGAUGUUGGAAACCCUGAAACGGGUUCAGACCAGAGGACGUUUCUUCUACCAGAACCGGCUGAUGUUAUUGGUCUGAGUCCAAUGAAUGUGAGUUUGUCCAUUUUUAGUAUUGGCUUCUUCUGAUUGGCUGUUCAACAGUUCAUGAUGACUCCCUCCCUGGGCACUUCCAGUAGAUACACUGCUCAGCAUAGUUAAACUCAUCUGGAUUAUUUUCUAGUGAUGGUUUUAAGCUCAUCACCUCUAAAAGUGAGUUAACAGCAGACAGGAUAAUACUUGUCAUGACCAGCAGGAGGCAAAAGGUGUCAGAAGAUCAGACUAAAGUUCUGCCUGAUUAAAGAACUUCUAAAAACCUGAGUGGGACUGGGCAGGUGGAGGUCACUGCUGGCUGACUGCUUCUUCUGCUGCCCGUUUAAGAAGGAAAAAAGGAAAUGGAGUAGCAUGGAAAAUGUCCUGCUGGAAUUCUGCUCCCCAGUUUUCCUUUUGCCCCAGAUUCCAGCCUGAAAAAAACAAGAAGCAGAGAAAAUGAGAACCAGACGACAGAGCGAGACGGAGGGAGGGGGAGCAGCUCUGGGAUCAGAUGUCUGGAUGGAGGAGGAGGAGUUCUGGUGUCAGUCUGCUGCUCAGAUCAGACCCUAACUCUGCUCAAACGACCGAGCUGCUGUUUGGAUAAAACUGAAAACUUUCAAAGGGAGCUGGAAUGUUAAAGGAGGAGAGGGACCAGGACCAGAGCAGAACCAGGAUCAGACCAGGACCAGGAGCACAGAUGGACCUCCUGGGAGAGGAGAGCUGAGUCGGCACAUUCAUGAAGAAAACUACAAGGAGACUGUAACACCACUUCAAGACUCUUCAGAUCUGAUCUGAGAGCAGCUAGGGGGGACCGGGUCCCUCAGUCAGCUGAUCUGAGGACAGAUUUUAUUAGGACCGUUUCCUCUAGACUGAGAUGGAGUCCAUAACAGUCAGAACAUGAACCUCCUGAAAGAGUGACAGAAAUAUGGAAAGAUGGGGGACAGAGGGAGGAUGAAAGAGGAGAGACACCAGAACCAAGAGACCAGACCAACACAGGGAUCCAGCAGGGACUGAAACACCUAAAGCUGGACUUUAGUCCUGAAUGGGGCCCAGUGUCAGGUCAGUGUCUGCUGUAGAAAAUCAGAACCAGAAUUUUUCUGUCUGUGGUUCCGCUGAGACAAAGUAACUGUGAAGAACCAUUGAGGGUAAGAGCUGGAGCUGAGUCCACCUGAGAAGGCCUGGAGGAUGAUCUGAGGCCAGAAAGACUGUGACCUUUGACCUGGCCUCAGGUACCUCUACAGGUGUUGGCAUGCAGCUGAACCGACCUCGCAGCGCCCUUCUGGGGGUCAGCCUACCUGCUUCCUCCUUCUCCAGCCAGUACAGCACCAUGAGGUUCUCCUAUCACCUCCACACUGCGGCACACAACAGCAACAGUGCCACCCAGAGGACAGGCCCCGCCUCCUCCACCAGUCCCAGCCUGAUGGCUAAGAGCCUCUCUCUUGAGCCAUCCUGCUCUCCAUGUGGCCACCAGGGGGUACUGGAUGCUGAUGCUCCCCUGCAGUCCGAUUCUGACCCAGGGCCUGGUUCUUUGGAGGAAGGUGCAGAGCCAUUAGAGACCUGUAGGUCCAUGAAUGACACAGGGCCACCAGAACUGCCUGCGACAACAGUAACGGCACCGAACCGGAUUCGCCCAUCGUUGCCAGGGCCCAAACCUCAGGUCCCCCCAAAGCCCCCCCACCUCCAACAGCAAGCUGGACUGAUGAGACCACGUCCCCGGAUCCCAGAGAAGCCCCUCCCACCUCCACCACCAUGCAGACCUCUCCCCACAGAUCCCCGGGGGGGCUGGACCUCUCCUACCCGAACAGAUGGCACCGCCUCACCCACCUGCGUCUUGUCGCUCAUAGAGAAGUUUGAGCGUGAGCAGAUUAUUGUGGUGCCUGACAUCACCGGAGGUGCUCUGUGUCCCCGCCCUCUGGAUCCCCUCUUGUCCCGAUCUUCUUCACCUCCAUCAUCUGCCUCACCUGCCCCUCCACAACCUGCGGGGAUGGAGCCAUCGAGUGAUCUCACAGGUUGUGAUGAUGUCACACAGGGGAUUGAGGGGGGUGGGGGAGAGGUGGAGCUGUGUGACGAUGAGGAUAACGAAGAUGACGAUGAUGAUGAGGAUGAAGAGCUGGCAGCAGCUUGUCGUGACGAUGUCUAUCAGAAGCGAUUGUCCAUGGAGUCAGGUUACAGCGCCUCUGAGAAACACCUCGAGGAUGAUGUGGUCACCGUGGAAACAGAGCAGCAGCAGCCCCAGAUCCUUCUCGACCAAUCAGAGCUGCUCUCUGAGCGUGUGUCUCUUACCUCUUCGCAGACGGAAGGGAAGCUGGCCAAUCGAGACAGUGGCAUUGACAGCAUCAGCUCACCGUCUCACAGCGAAGAACUCUGCUUCGCCAGUGUGGACGACGGGGGCGUGGUUUAUCCAUGCAGCCCUGCCCUUCUGCCCCGCCUUUCCAGUUCUUCCUCUAAUGCUGGGGAGGGAGGAGAGGGAGAGGAGAGGGUGGUUCGGGGAGGCAGGAGGAGGAGAAGGGACUUCUCAGAGGAGGGAGACAGUGACCUCGAGGAAGAAGCAGAGUUAACUCUGAUGCUGACCCCACCCAAAACAGACAGACAGGACUCUGUUGAGUUGUCUGUCCAUCAGAGAGUCUUCAACAUCGCUAAUGAGCUGCUGCUCACCGAGAUCACCUAUGUGUCAAAGCUCCACCUGCUGGACCAGGUUUUCUGUGCCAGACUCCUAGAGGAGGCUCGGUCCCGGUCCUCCUUCCCAUGUGAUGUUGUUCAGGGAAUCUUCUCCAACAUCUGCUCUAUCUACUGUUUCCACCAGCAGUUCCUGCUGCCAGCGCUGCAGAAACGCAUGGAGGAGUGGGACUCAAGCCCACGGAUUGGCGACAUCCUCCAGAAGCUGGCUCCCUUCCUGAAGAUGUACGGAGAGUAUGUGAAGAACUUUGACCGAGCCAUGGAGCUGGUGAACAUCUGGAUGGAGAGAUCGGCUCAGUUUAAGGUCAUCAUUCAGGAGAUCCAGAGAGAGGAGCGCUGUGGGAACCUGACCCUGCAGCACCACAUGCUGGAGCCCGUUCAGAGGAUUCCCCGCUACGAGCUUCUGCUCAAAGAUUACCUGAACCGACUGCCUGAGGACGCUCCUGACUACAAGGAUGCCCAGAAGUCACUGGAGCUGAUCGCCACUGCCGCUGAACACUCCAAUGCCGCCAUCAGGAAGAUGGAGCGAAUGAGGAAGUUGUUGAAGGUGUACGAACUGCUGGGAGGAGAGGAAGACAUCGUUAACCCAACUAAUGAGCUCAUCAAAGAAGGACACAUCCUCAAACUGUCCAAUAAGAACGGGACCACACAGGACCGAUACCUAAUCCUGUUUAACGACAGACUGCUCUACUGUGUCCCAAAGCUGCGUCUGAUUGGCCAGAAGUACAGCGUUCGAGCUCGCAUCGAUGUGGACGGCAUGGAGUUGAAGGAGACAAGCAGUGUUGCCGUUCCUAGCAGAACAUUCCUGGUGUCUGGAAAACAGAGAUCCCUGGAGCUGCAGGCCAGGACGGAGGACGAGAAAAAGGAAUGGAUCCAGGCCAUCCAGGCCACCAUCCAACGCUACGAGCAAACGAUGGAGAGCUUCAGACACCUGACCUGUUCGCUGCGAGAUGAGGAGUCCACGCCACCUCACUCCCCGAGUUGUGUCGAGUUGGGAAAACGAGCUCCAACCCCGAUUAGAGAGAAGGAAGUGACUCUGUGCAUGAAGUGUCAAGAGCCGUUCAACUCCAUCACCAAGAGACGGCACCACUGCAAAGCCUGUGGACACGUGGUUUGUGGGAAAUGCUCAGAGUUUCGCGCUCGUUUGUCGUACGACAACAACCGGACCAACCGUGUUUGUGUGGACUGCUAUUUCACUCUGGUGGGAGUGUCACCAUCGCCAGGGGGACUGAGCAGCAGCACUCAGAGGAGGCGGUCCAUUCUAGAGAAACAGGCCUCGCUGGCAGCCGAGAACAGUGUGAUUUGUAGUUUUCUUCAUCACAUGGAGAAAGGAGGGGGGCGGGGCUGGCAGAAGGCGUGGUUCGUCAUCCCUGAAAAUGAGCCGCUGGUGCUCUACAUCUAUGGAGCUCCACAGGAUGUAAAGGCACAGCGUAGUGUCCCUCUGAUUGGUUUCGAGGUCUCUCAGCCUGAGGCAUGUGAUCGCCUGGAACGACGACACGCCUUUAAGAUUUCUCAGAGUCACCUGACCCUUUACUUCAGCGCAGAGGGUGAGGAGCUACAGCACAGGUGGAUGGACAUCCUGUUGAGGGCUGGCAGAGGGGAGGAGCCUUUGAUCCAUCAGCCAAUUGUGGAGAGUGUGGAGGAAGAAGGGGAGGAGCUUGGUGCUGAGGCAGAAGAGGAGAACACUUAAUUUUAGUGGAACAAGAAUGAAGAUGAUGGCUGCAUCUUUCAAAUCUGUCUUGAUUAGAAAGCAGAAGUAAAAAAUAAAUCCAGGACAGCCAGAGUUGAUCUGCAACUCGUUCACAAUUAACCGAAAACCAAACCAGAGUUAAUCUAGAAAAAUUCAGGACAAGUCCAAAAACAGACCAGGGUGGCCAGAACAAACCUAGAGCUAAUUCAGAAUAUAUAUAAAAUCAAACCAGAACUAAUCUCGCACAAAUUCAGAACUAAACAAAUCCAGAAACAAACUAGGAUAGUCAGAACAAAUUUAGAUGUAACUCAGAUCUAAACCAAAACCAAACCAGAACUAUUCUACCACAAUGAAACUGAACAAAUCCAGAAACAAAACUGGACAGCCAGAUGAAAUCUAGAGCUAAUUCACAUUUCAUCCAAAACUAAACCAGGAAUAAUCUGGGAUAAACGGAAUAAAAACAUGACAGAAAUCAAACAGGACAGCCAGAAAACAUCUACAAGUAAUCCAAAUCAAUUUUACAGAAACAUGGCUUUUCUAGUUGAAAUUCAGAAACAGACUAGGGCAGGCAGAACAAAUCUAAAACUUAAUCAGAAAAAUCUGAAAACUCUCGAGGAAAUUCAGGACAAAAAUUUAGAAACAAACCAAAAACAGCUAGAAUAAAUGGAGAUCUUAAUCAAAACUAUUACAGAAUAAUUCUAAAGCUACUUGAGGACAAACAGAAGAACAAAUUUAAAAUGAAUAUUUAACAAACUCAGAGUGGUACAAGAACAAGUACAGAACUUAGUUAGACAAAAACUAUCAAGAACUGGACCAGAUCUCAUCCAGAUCAAAUCCCCAUUUGGAUGGAUUUGGUUGUUUUAUUGGGCAACAUUAAUUGCUCGAUCCAGAAAAGCAACACACAAGGAAAUGAGGGAAAGAAUCAUUCCCAAAUCAGCUGGUGAAGAUCUGCACCUCUCUGGAUCCCAUCUGGAGACCUUUCAACAUAAAGCACACUGAACAAACCACUCCGUUCUCUUUAGACUCACGGAUUUCUGAUGCUAUGGUCCCGUUCCACGUCAGAGGACCUUGGUCUUCUUACUGUAGUUUCUAGAUGUGUUUGUGCUACAGUUUAAAUCUCCCUGAGGAUCCAAAAAAUUAUUCAUCUGAGGAGGUAAAAACUCACCUAAGAUCACUGCUGGAGGAUCGCAAAGUCUGUCCAUCUCAGGAUUCCCUUAGUCAACAAAAAUAAUGAAUCUGUUUGUAUUUUCAGGAUGUUAAUAUGGCGAGUAUAAAAAAAGAUCCAAAUACCAAACAAGUGAUGGACAUUUAGCCGGUCCUACAGUAAUCAUCUCAACUAAAGAGGAAUGCUUGGAACCUUCUGAAUACAGAGGAUUUUCAGACCCUCACAGAACUUCUUCUGGUGAAAAGAACUUCAUGCGUUUUAAAUAAUGAGAUUACAAAAUGAAGACAAACAGCACAAACUGGGCCCAGAGGUUCUGUUCAGGAGGUUUUCUCUUACAUUCCUAAGGAGUUAAAGAACUGGAGGUCUGGUCCAACAUCAUGUCCUUGUUCUUAGAAAACAACUGUCAUCCCUCUGUGUGAAAACCAGAACCCACACAGAACUGUGUGGGUUCUGUUAAACACAUGGUGCAUUUUCCCAUUUGUGCAGCAGGUUCAACAUAGAAAGAAAGGAUACGUCCCUGCAGAUCUGCAGAAAGUUCUCCAGAACCUGACAGAGAAGGGAACACUGAAACAUGCUGACAGACUUGCACUGUUUUACAUUAAAUGUAAUAAAAAUUAACAGUUUGAUCUCUGUCGAUCAGUGGAGGUAAACUACAUUACCCAGCAGCCUUCAACCUCGACUGGGUCACUGUGCUACCAUCUGCUGCUGAGGAUGUUCAGAGCCGGGAUUUAUUACCCUCCUGAAGAGUAACCUCAGGAAGAUUCAAGCUUUCCGUUACUGUAUAAAUCUAUAUUUAUAUUUAUUUUCUGCGGGUCUCUGAUUCACUUCUUUUACUUCAUUCUGAUCAAAUAUUAAAAAAACUUAAAAAAGAAACAUAAAACUGUUUAAAUGGUUAAUGUUGGAAGCAUGAGGGGAUGGAGAGUUAAUUUAAAAAUAACUAAACUUUUGAAGUUGAGUUUUAUGACUUUGAGAAAAUCUUUAGAAAUGUUGGAAAUUUAAGGUCAGAUCUUUAAAGUUUUGAUGUGGUUUUAUAAAAAUUUCCAUUGAUUUUGUUUUUUAAUGAUCAGAGUUGUAGGUUGUGAUGUCAUCUCCAUCUGCAUUUUUUCAGCAUGUCGGAGCAGCCGAUUGGCAGGAGCACUGACCAAUACGAGCUGGGAUUGAUUAUGUGCCGCCAGUUUUUAGUCUUUGAAUCAUUGGUUGGAUAUUUCCUGUUUACUGACAGAAAUGUUCAUUAGAAGAAGGCAACACGUCCUCAAGGAGAAACUGAAGCUGAAGGAGGUACAAGGACGCUGAUGAAGAUGAUGAGGAUGAUAGGUUUGGGAUGUAUGACCUUUGAAAUUUUCCACAGACUGAUCGGAGGAGUCUCUGACUGGUAGUGGAGAAGAUGCUUCCAGCGUUUAGAUGGAGCCACUAAAGCAGAGAUGGGAGCAGACUUUGGUGUGUUUGGACUGGUACUGCUUCAGUAUUUCUCGCUUCCCCUCUCUCUUUUCACUCAUUUGCAGAAAGUGUUUUAAAAGUCAAAAUCUUCAAAAUAUUUUUCUUGUUGUUCUCAAGCUUUGAUGAACUGCAGACACUCUGUGGGUUCUCUCUUUGGGUUCUCCCCUGUGGGUCACCUCUGCAGGUUCCCUUUGUGAGUUCUUUCUGUGUCCGUAAGUCUGGCUGUGUUCAUUUCUGCUCAAUGAAAAAACUUUUGUAAAUAUAAUAUAUUACUCUGA
This is a messenger RNA of Girardinichthys multiradiatus, 8199 nucleotides long. RefSeq names its product FYVE, RhoGEF and PH domain containing 1 (gene fgd1). The transcript has 18 exons. The record is from RefSeq and is a predicted model, not a curated record. Gene Ontology annotation, biological process: cytoskeleton organization; filopodium assembly. Gene Ontology annotation, molecular function: metal ion binding; guanyl-nucleotide exchange factor activity. Gene Ontology annotation, cellular component: cytoplasm. NCBI's taxonomy places the organism in Eukaryota, Metazoa, Chordata, Actinopteri, Cyprinodontiformes, Goodeidae. Bases 2203 to 5319 code for a protein of 1038 amino acids.